Molecule: messenger RNA, 1584 nt
Organism: Centropristis striata (black sea bass)
Lineage: Eukaryota; Metazoa; Chordata; Actinopteri; Perciformes; Serranidae
Gene: ccdc97
Product: coiled-coil domain containing 97
Exons: 7
Coding region: 315-1328 (337 amino acids)
Source: RefSeq, a predicted model, not a curated record
GGAACCAUUCUUUCGGUCGCAAAGCAGGAGGUCAAUAAUUAUGACGGACAACAUGGUGGCUAAACGUUGCUAAUGCUAAACAAGCCAAACAAAUGUGUUUAAUUAACCCGUUAUUUAUUGUUUUUUUCAUAUUGGAAUGAUCACACCAAGAAGAGAAAAAGUAACAGCAAUUUUCGGUGUUUAUUUAAACAUAUUCAGUGACGUGCAAGUCAAAAUAACCUGACAACGGACAUAAACGUAGUGAAUCGCUGGUUGUCUGUUGCUUUUCAGUUAGAGUCGUUGAAACACGUUAGUACGCUGGUUAAAACUUAACUAUGUGGGGUGAAAUCGAUCCUCCAGUUAGAACACAACCGAGUGUGUGUGAGACUGAAGACAAGCCUGAAUUACCAGAAGAAGCGGCGACAAUUCCCCAGAAAUAUGACUUUGUCCGGCCAACCGUCUCCCAGCAGCCGCGGCCAGAACCCCAGAGCGUGAGCCAGGCUGAGACCAGCUGUAUCAAUGACAUGGUAGAGGCCAUAGCAAAGAGUGGGAGCCCUGUGAAGAGCCAGCAGAUUGGAGAGGCUGAGCUGACCUUAGAGGAGCGCAGAGAGGAGCUGCUGGAUCAGUACAGGAGCAGACCUCUGGUGUUCCUGGAGAGGUACCAUGCCUGCCUCAAGCCCCAGAACCUUUCAGCGUUUGCCCACGUCUGCUCAGAUCCACGAGUUAUUCACUACAGCAAAGUGAUACAGAGACGAGCUGCAGCAUGCACCAACAGGACAAGGGUUCGAAACCAGCGCUACGCUGCCCUCAGGGCCCUGCAGAGGGAGGGUGAAUAUUUCAGUGAGGAACAGAUGCGGAUGAGGCAGCCGCUGCUGUAUGAACAGUACGUUGGACAGUACCUCACUGAUGAGGAGGUGCUGGAGCGCUCCCAGGACGCCAUGCUGGACGAUACACAGGGGGGACCAGGAGCACCAGCAGGAGGCUCAGGAGGGCUCGCCCACCUCCUCCUCAACUCCUACCAGGAGCGUCUCAUCCAGCAUCGCCUGCAGGAGGAGCAGGAGAGGGAGGACGGAGCGCAGGAGGAGGAAGAGGAUGAUGACGAUGAUGACAAUGCUGCCCGGCAGAAGGACUGGGCGCCCAGCGCAGAGGAGAAGGCUCUGCUCCGGGAGGAGUUCAUCAGUCAGAUGCACCAGCGCUUCCUAGAUGGUAAAGACAAGGAUUUCAACUACAGCGAGGUGGACGAGAACCCAGACUACGACAACUUGGACAUAGUGAGCAGAGAUGCGGAGGAUAAAUACUUUGAUGAAGAUGAUGAUGAAGAGGAGGAGGAGGAAGAUAUGACAGAAUAGUAGUAACAACUGUUUAACACUGCUUUGAUUAAACUGUAAAUACAAAUGUACAACAUAAGGAUAUGUAUUCUAUUUUUUUUUUUUAUGUUGCACAAACAUAGCUGGUAAUAAAUAUUGAGUCUUUUGUAAAUAUAAAUACAGUGCCCUUCAAACUAAAAGAUUCCAUAUUUGUUGCCUUUAAUAACCUGUUGAGUGAUUUUCUAUUCACCGAGUUUACGUUCUGCACAAAUAAAAUUUCAGUUUCAAUACACAGAAA